UCCAUUCGCACUCACUCCAUACAACCAGUGUUUUACUGUACAAUAUACACCUAAACACUUUGCAUGGAAAAUCAAAACCCCCCUUCACUUCCAAUCUCAAACCCUGAAACAAGCCAAACCGCUCCAACCACACGUUUCUCAGGCAACGUGAUCAUUCAGAAAGCAAAAUCCAACUUGUUUCUACGUUCAAAAUGGGGUGAGGUUAACGGUGCCAUGGGUGACCUUGGCACCUACAUACCAAUAGUCCUAUCUCUAGCACUUUCCAAGGACCUCAACCUUGGCACCACAUUGAUCUUCACAGGCAUCUACAACAUCAUCACUGGUGCAAUUUAUGGUGUCCCCAUGCCUGUCCAGCCCAUGAAGUCCAUCGCCGCCGAGGCCUUAUCGGAUGCCGGCGGUCACUUUGGCGUGCCGGAGAUUAUGGCCGCCGGUAUCCUGACUGGCGGCGUGUUGUUCUUCUUGGGCGUGACAAGGUUGAUGGAGCUUGUGUAUAAGUUGAUUCCUCUAUGUGUUGUGAGGGGAAUUCAACUAGCACAGGGCUUGUCCUUUGCUUUAACAGCUGUUAAGUACGUGAGAAAAGUUCAAGACUUGCCAAAGUCUAGGGCUUUGGGUAAUAGGCAUUGGUUAGGGUUAGAUGGGUUGGUUUUGGCCAUAGUUUGUUUGUGUUUUAUUGUUGUUGUGAGUGGUGCUGGUGAGAAGGAUCAUGGGUGUGAAAGUGGUGAUGAAACUAGAAGCUAUGAUUUGGGUUGCCAAAAGAGGGUUGAGGGGACAAGAAACAGGAGAAGUAGAGUGAGAAGGGUUGUUUUCUCACUUCCUUCUGCUUUCAUUGUGUUUGUGUUGGGUGUUGUUUUGGCCUUUAUGAAAAGGCCUAAGGUGGUGGAUGAAAUAAAGUUUGGACCAUCCUCUAUGGAAGUGGUGAAGUUCUCUAAGCAUGCAUGGAAGAAAGGGUUUGUGAAGGGUACAAUUCCUCAACUCCCUUUGUCAAUUUUGAACUCUGUGAUAGCUGUUUGCAAAUUGUCAAAGGAUUUGUUCCCAGAAAAGGACUUUUCUGCCACUUCACUGUCAGUGAGUGUGGGGUUGAUGAAUUUGAUUGGAAGUUGGUUUGGUGCAAUGCCAUGUUGCCACGGAGCUGGUGGUCUUGCAGGGCAGUAUAAGUUUGGUGGAAGGAGUGGAGGGUGUGUGGCACUUCUUGGUGCAGCAAAGUUGGUAUUGGGAUUGGUGUUGGGAAGUUCUUUGGCACACAUUUUAAGGCAGUUUCCAGUGGGGAUCUUGGGGGUGUUGCUCCUAUUUGCUGGAAUUGAAUUAGCCACCUGCUGUAGGGACAUUAAUACCAAAGAAGAUUCCUUUGUGAUGCUUAUUUGCACUGCAUUUUCUCUGGUGGGAUCAAGUGCAGCUCUUGGCUUUUUGUGUGGAAUGGUUGUUCAUGUGCUUCUUAAGCUAAGGAAUUGGACAAAUGAUAAACCAUUUUCUACCAUAUGGGGGCACAGAAGCCCUGACCAACUCUGAAGAAAAAAGUAGGGUAUCAUUUGGAAAAUUUUCUGUAACAAGUAUGUGCAAAAAAUAAAUAAAUUAAAAGUUUCUCGCGUAAACUAGAAUAAACUUGUGUGUAGUUAAAAUAAAUUUUAGGGAAGUUAAAUAGAAACUUUCGAAGUGCUUAAGUUGAUUUUUA
Molecule: messenger RNA, 1669 nt
Organism: Cajanus cajan (pigeon pea)
Lineage: Eukaryota; Viridiplantae; Streptophyta; Magnoliopsida; Fabales; Fabaceae
Product: molybdate transporter 1
Biological process (GO): molybdate ion transport
Molecular function (GO): molybdate ion transmembrane transporter activity
Source: RefSeq, a predicted model, not a curated record